This is a messenger RNA of Danaus chrysippus (African queen), 1029 nucleotides long. Lineage: Eukaryota; Metazoa; Arthropoda; Insecta; Lepidoptera; Nymphalidae. The record is from the annotation of a GenBank genome assembly.
AUGAUGCAGAAGAUUCUCUGCGUCCCUCGCAAGAGAAGGGUCAGGAUUCGACUGGUUCUGGUCAUCAUCACAAUCAUCUCCCUUUAUAUUGGUUGGCAUCUAUCAUACGAAUGUAGCAUUGCCUUGUUACCUCCACAACCUAAUCUGGCGUUAGAUCACUUCAGAACAGACAGAAAUCUGAAGAGCUAUCUCGAUAAAAUAAAUAUCCUGAUAGAACCUUCGAAGGUAAUAUGUCCCAAGACAACGCAGUUACUGGUUCUGGUGACAUCAGCUCCCGAUAGAUUUGAACAUCGUGAUGCUGUAAGGAGUACCUGGGCAUCACAUUUCCCGACGUAUUUCAUCAUGGGUCUUCAUGGAAACGCAGUUGAGGAUUUGAUGGUAGAAAACUACGUGGAAGCCAAGAUGCAUGGUGACGUCAUCAUAUACAAGUUCAAAGAUCACUAUCAAAAUCUGACUCUCAAGACGGCCCUCAUGCUGGAGUGGACGGCCACCAGGUGUCCCACGGACCUGGUGCUGUUCAAGACUGAUGAUGAUGUACUGGUGAACCCUUGGGUCAUGAGGCGGCUGGUGAAGGAGCACGCUGGACGGGAUCUUGUCGGCUACAAGUUAUCGAACAAAAAGUUUCAUCGCGAUGUGUACAACAAGUGGUUCGUGCCGAGGUGGUUAUUGUAUGACGAUCACAUAGAGGAAUAUCUAUCAGGAACUGGAUAUCUGAUCAAUGGUUACCACUUGAGAGAUAUAUUAGCUACAGCAUAUAAGACGCCAAUGAUAAACCUAGAAGACGUUUACUUCACCUACUUGGUGUCAAAACGUAAACUGGGUUUAAAUUUAACCCACGACAAACGGUUGAGUCCAUUCAAACCUUGGUUACCGAGUGUAUGUAUGUACUUCAAGUUGGCUUCAACACAUAGUUUAACUCCACCGGAAAUGAUGAAGCACUGGCAGGGCAUCCAGGAAUUGGGGAACGAGUAUGAAAACGGAAAUGCCGUAUGCGGUGAUGACGUCAUGAAUGAAAUUUUCCUGUAUUGA